CUCCUUCUCUGUUUCUGCUUUCCCUGUCCUUCUCCCAUCCUGUUCCUCCACACCCUCUGUCCACUCUUUCCCUUUUCCCUCUCUUCCCUGGUGCCCUGUUCAUCUGGUUCAAUCCCUCUGGCUGCCUGCCCUGGCCCUCUGUCCUUCUGUCCUUUAAUGUGGGGCCCAUGGGAACUGGAGUUCACAGCAAAACAGGAAGAGCCUGGGAGCAGGAAACUGGGAGCAGGGCAGGGGGUGAACAACCAGCAGUAACCUCAGUUCCUCGCCUCCCACAUCUGGACUGAAGCAUCCCCAGGGUGCUCUGUCUCUCCCAUUGCAGCCCACCAGCCCUAGCUUCUCCCAUCUUAGUGCUUCACUGGUCCCCCUGACCUGAGAGGCAACCAGACGAGUAUUCCUGGACUCGGACACAGGAGAAAGAGCGAGCACAGGGACUAGAGUGAGGACAUCUGGAUGCUGAUCCCAGCUUGGUCACUAACUGUGUGUGGUCUUGGAAAGGGCCCUCCCAUGAGCUCAGUGCUCUCUGUGAAAUGGUGCUCCUCUUAUUUACCCUCCCUCCUUGUUGGGGCUGCUUUAAGGACCAAAAGAGAUAGUGAGGGGUUUGUAUAUGGAAACAAGCACUGGAAGGUUAACAGUGUACAGAUUUGAGGUGAUGGGAAGACCUAUAGAUGAAAGAAUUGAGAGAGGAAUGAUAACUGCUACCAUUUCUUCAACACUUACUAUGUGCCACACAUUGAGCUAUGUAAUAUGUGGUUUCCUUCUCAUGACAACCUUAUGUGGCAAAAACCAUUAUUAAUAUCAUCCCUAUUUUAAAGGUAGGGAAACAGGUUCAGAGACAUUAUGUAACUCAUUUAACCAAGAUCAUAGUUACUAAGAGGCAGAGGCAAAGCCAGGCCCAGAACUCAGGUGCUAAAUCAACAUGAUGAGAUUAAAUGAACUAGAGUUAACAGGUGUAGAGGAGGAUCAUACUAUUUUUCUUGUUCACCUAUUCAUUUAACAAACAGGAACAUAGUACCUACUCUGUUGCCUGCUCUGUGAUAGGCCCUGUUCCGUGGGCUACAGGAGAGAUAAAAUCAAUAAAACAUGGUAUCUCCCUUCAGGGAUGGAUCUCAUGUUCCAGGGAACAGGGCAGGACAGCUAUGGCUAUAAGUUGUGGUAGAUGCUGGAUAGAACCUACCAUCACUUCAGAUGGAACGGUUCCCAGAUGUGAGAACCUGCAUACCUUCCCAGGUCCAUCCUGGGCUGGCACCUGGGUCACCUGCCAUCUCCGCCCCCACCCCCAUCCCAGGCCUGCCAUUGCUCACAUCUCAGUGGCCCCUGCAGGGUACCGCCACUCAGAGACUCCCUGGAAGGAUAAGCACCUGCCUCUCCAUCCCUGGAGUUAUACUAGUUUGGCUGAGGCCUGGGGCUAGUGGGGGGAGCUUUUUGGCCCCUUCCCAGAGGCAGGGGAGGAGGAGGGAGGCUGGGAAAGCAGGCUGGGGCUCAGUGUCGCAAUUCCGGGCAGUGCCGGGACCUUUGCUCUACGAGGUGUCUAUGGACCGGAGGGAACACCGACUGUGGAGGCUGCCGGGAUUGGGGUAGGGGUGCUGGGGAGGCAGUCCUGUAAGAGCAGCUAAGAGCCACCGGGCUCCGGCUCGGCUCCGCCAGCGUGAGGCCUCCAGACAGGGGAUUGCACCGUCCUCCCCUCCCAGCAAGGGGGCUCCAGAGACUGCCCCAGCCAGGCAGUCUGGUGGCCUGGGGGAUUCGGACAGCCUCCUUGGUAAUGUCCAGGGCUCCAGGAAGAGAUGUCCUUGUGGCUGGAGGCCCCUGUGCCUGAUGCUUCUCCCGACUCUGCAGUGGAGCUGUGGGAGCCAAAUGCACAAGAUGCCGGCAGCCAGGCGCUGGGAGGCAACACUGGCGUCCUCAGGGAGGAAGCCAGCACUCCCCAAUCUGCUGGGGGCUCUCUGGGGGCAGGGCUGGAGGCAGCAGAGCCUGCAGUCCUGCUCCCUGGGGUGGAUACCCUUCCAGAGUCUACAGGAGAACAUGAAGGCUCUCCCCUGUAUCCAGAGCUGCGUCCACAAAAGCGGAAAAAGGGGCCAGCCCCCAAAAUGCUGGGGAACGAGCUGUGCAGUGUGUGUGGGGACAAGGCCUCCGGUUUCCACUACAACGUGCUGAGCUGUGAGGGCUGCAAGGGCUUCUUCCGCCGCAGCGUCAUCAAAGGGGCACGCUAUGUCUGUCACAGCGGGGGCCACUGCCCCAUGGACACCUACAUGCGCCGCAAAUGUCAGGAGUGUCGUCUUCGGAAGUGCCGCCAGGCCGGCAUGCGGGAGGAGUGUGUCUUGUCCGAAGAGCAGAUCCGCCUGAAGAAACUAAAGCGGCAAGAGGAGGAACAGGCUCAGGCCACGUCCAUGACCCCAAGGGGGUCCUCACCUCCCCAAGUCCUGCCCCAGCUCAGCCCCGAGCAGUGGGGCAUGAUCGAGAAGCUGGUGGCCGCCCAGCAACAGUGCAACCAACGCUCUUUCUCUGACCGGCUUCGGGUCACGCCUUGGCCCAUGGCACCCGAUCCCCAGAGCCGGGAGGCCCGUCAGCAGCGCUUUGCCCACUUCACCGAACUAGCCAUCGUCUCUGUGCAGGAGAUUGUUGAUUUUGCCAAACAGCUGCCUGGCUUCCUGCAGCUCAGCCGGGAGGACCAGAUCGCCCUGCUGAAAACCUCUGCGAUCGAGGUGAUGCUUCUGGAGACAUCUCGGAGGUACAACCCUGGGAGUGAGAGUAUCACCUUCCUCAAGGAUUUCAGUUAUAACCGGGAAGACUUUGCCAAAGCAGGGCUGCAGGUGGAGUUCAUCAACCCCAUCUUCGAGUUCUCCAGAGCCAUGAAUGAGCUGCAACUCAAUGAUGCCGAGUUUGCUUUGCUCAUUGCCAUCAGCAUCUUCUCUGCAGACCGGCCCAACGUGCAGGACCAGCUCCAGGUAGAGAGGCUGCAACACACAUAUGUGGAGGCCCUGCAUGCCUACGUCUCCAUCCACCACCCUCAUGACCGACUGAUGUUCCCACGAAUGCUCAUGAAACUGGUGAGCCUCCGGACACUGAGCAGUGUCCAUUCAGAGCAAGUGUUUGCACUGCGCCUGCAGGACAAAAAGCUUCCCCCGCUGCUCUCUGAGAUCUGGGAUGUGCACGAAUGACGG
Messenger RNA from Mirounga angustirostris (Northern elephant seal), 3158 nucleotides. It is a transcript of the gene NR1H3, whose product is annotated as nuclear receptor subfamily 1 group H member 3. Lineage: Eukaryota; Metazoa; Chordata; Mammalia; Carnivora; Phocidae. The record is from RefSeq and is a predicted model, not a curated record. The coding region runs from base 1782 to 3155 and encodes 457 amino acids. Gene Ontology annotation, biological process: negative regulation of transcription by RNA polymerase II; negative regulation of inflammatory response; cell differentiation. The transcript has 11 exons. Gene Ontology annotation, molecular function: nuclear receptor activity; zinc ion binding; RNA polymerase II cis-regulatory region sequence-specific DNA binding.